AUGACCUCUUGUCCAAUCGGAUCGAAGGUCCUGUGUCCUCUAGAUUGCGCGUUGUUGUUGGUUUUCAGUUUGCCUAUCAUGAAAGUGCUCAACUGGUUUUCGGGCUUAUGGCUUUCAGUGAUACACGGGCUGGCCUCGGCCUUUUUAUUGUUUGUACAUCGUUCCCUCUUUUGGAAUAUCAAUGUUUUGUUUGAUGGACCUCUUUGGAUUACAUUUGCCGAGUGCAUGUUCACGGUAGUUGUCUGUCUCAUCCGACUCAGGUCAAGUUCAUUCUCCAUUAUUCGGAGUUUGAGGCAAGGCUUCUUUAGUGCAGCUAAGGAGCACUCUCUGAAUAUCAAAUUGUCGCUUGCAUUCUCUCUCAUGAUAAUCUGCAACAAUUUAUGCCUUUAUUACAUGGAUAUGCCAAUGUAUUUCGUUGCGCGUUCCCUAGCUGUCCCCAUCAGUCUGGUUUUUACAUACCGUAGUCGGUCGGUGAAUAAGUGCGUCGGUGUCCUUUUGGGCGCUCUUUUGGUGGUUGUUGGCUAUAUUGUUACACUAAUUGAGGAGAAUCUGACUAAUCUACUAAUUGCUGAAGGAAUCGUUUUUGGCAUUCUCGCUUCUCUGUUCGUCGUUAUCUACUAUCAGGAGGCAUCCCAUCUUGCAUCUGGCAAUAAUUAUGACGUUCAUCUGAAGCAGGUUUACGUAAACAAUGUCAUUUGCAGCCUCUUCACAUUCAUAGCCAUUGCUUUCACUGAGACGUCAGAACUUAUGUUUCUUCCCUAUUCCCUCUACCCAGAAACGGUGCUCUUCUGGUUGCUAAUUGUCCUAAGCUGUAUCACCUCAUCCUUCGUGGGCACAGUUGUGCUUCGUGAAGUCACAACCCACUCGAUGAGCCACCGUGAGUUGAUUGGUCUGGUACGAUCUCUCCUCCAGACUGUUCUGGCUGUGAUCAUUUUCCGAGUCUACACUACCGGAUUUUGGUGGGUGGGUGUGCUGCUGACUGCGGCAGGAACUGCUAUCUACUGGAGGGCCUACAUGAUUCAUGUCACCGACCCUCUCGGCACAAACAGUGCUGCCAAAGACGGUCUCCCAACGGUUAAUAAUUUGGCUGAUUGA
Molecule: messenger RNA, 1095 nt
Organism: Echinococcus granulosus
Lineage: Eukaryota; Metazoa; Platyhelminthes; Cestoda; Cyclophyllidea; Taeniidae
Product: putative GDP-fucose transporter
Exons: 7
Coding region: 1-1095 (364 amino acids)
Source: RefSeq, a predicted model, not a curated record